Humulus lupulus (European hop) is the source of this 579-nucleotide messenger RNA. Its product is annotated as stress-response A/B barrel domain-containing protein HS1. NCBI's taxonomy places the organism in Eukaryota, Viridiplantae, Streptophyta, Magnoliopsida, Rosales, Cannabaceae. The transcript is spliced from 2 exons. Gene Ontology annotation, biological process: pollen tube adhesion. The coding region runs from base 62 to 391 and encodes 109 amino acids. The record is from RefSeq and is a predicted model, not a curated record.
GCUCCCACCUACCUCUAUUUAUUUUGAGAGAGGAGAGACAGAGAGAGAGAGAGUUGCGGCAAUGGAAGAAGCAAAGGGAGUGGUAAAGCAUGUAUUGCUAGCAAAGUUCAAAGAGGGAAUCCCAGAUGACCAGAUCGAACAACUUAUCAAGGGCUAUGCCAAUCUCGUCAAUCUGAUUCCACCCAUGAAAUCCUUCCACUGGGGAAAAGAUGUGAGCUUUGAGAACCUGCAUCAGGGGUUCACUCACAUAUUUGAGUCAACCUUUGAGACCACAGAGGGUGUUGCUGAGUAUGUAGCUCAUCCAGCCCAUGUCGAAUUUGCAAAUGUGUUCCUUUCAGUCUUAGACAAAGUUGUCGUUUUUGACUACAAACCCACCACAGUUCUUCCCUAAAAAUCUCUGGUGGAUGGCUUGAUGAUGAUGAUGAUGAUGUUGCUCUAAUACUUUUGAUUUUUCAAUAAUGGAAAGUGAAUGUUAUCUUGGUGCCUUUUUGUAUUUCCGGUUGAUAUGAAUGCCAUUUGAGUUGUGCUUCCUUCUCUUGAUUUAAUUUUACUAAAUAAAAUCCAAUUUUCUUCGUAUAA